GUCUGCUGCUAAAAGCUGUAGGGGAAAACUUUUUCCAGCGCACAUACUGACACUUGCUGUUCCGCCUUCUCCUCCUCUCUCUCGCUCUCUGACUGAGCUAGCAGAGCAGCCACUGACAGCAGGUGAGGAAGUUCCGUGGUCUGCAACAAACCUGCCCGGAGCUUUAGGCAACACAGGUAGAGACUCUAAAGUGAAGAAGCAUCAGGUGCCCUCCAGACAAAAAGGCAAAGACCCGGGGGGUGAAAGCCAAAGAAGCGUUACUGGCCUUACCUGCUGCAAAGAAAACAUGUCCACUGACGAGGAGCCCACGUUCACAGUGAAGCUGCUGCAGCUGCUGCUUCUCUCCACCUACUGGGGAAUGCAAAUUUGGGUCACCUUCAUUUCAAGCUUUGUGAUGGACAACCACCUGAACAGACACACAUAUGGGUUUAUUCAGAGUCGUCUCGUCCCGUUCUACCUCCACCUGGGUUCAGCUUGUGCCUUCUUCAACCUCACCAUCUACGCCGUGUAUCACCCCAGCGACAUGCUGGAUGACCGGGAAGCUUUUCAGAUCUUCAUCUUCUUUGUGUCGGUGACGGUCGCGGCCGUCAACGCGCAGUGGUUUGGCCAAAUGACGUCGGAGAUCAUGGCAGACAUGCACCUCAUCGAACAGGCGUGCGGAUUGGGUCAGGACAUCGGCCUGUCGUCUAACCGUGAGGCUUACGCCAAGCUGUGUGAGACGGAUGUAAAAUACAGGCACCUCAGUAGUCGCCUGUGGUUGUACAGACUGCUGUCGUCCCUCUGUAACCUCUGCUGCAUCGGCUGCAAUUUCUACAGUCUCUGUUACAUGGCUGAAAACCUUGUCACGCUGUAAAACUGACACUCAGCAGCUGGACUGUAAAAUUGUUGAAACAUAGUCAGUCCUUUACAAAUCUAGAAACUUUUGAUAUCAAAGCAGUAAAUUAUAUAUUUAAUACAUAAAGUCUUUCUUUCUAUCUCUGCCUUAAUUAGAAAUGAGAUUAAAAGGUCGGAUGAUGCUCUCAUUGGGGAACAAUGAUAGGAUAUAGUCUCAUGCAUAGAUUUCAGCCUCUGGUUCACGGUCAGUGAAGCUGAAUUUCUCUGAACUGCUGCAGGGAGACGAAUCAGUUCCUGCAAUCUGAGUAAUGCUUCACCUUUCACCCAGUGUGGCUGAGGCUGGCGGCUGCCUCAGGUUGGUGCCUUGAGAUUUCCCCACACUGUUACCUUUACUUUUACAUUAUGGUACCUUACAGUAAAAUAAAACAUGAGGAAUGUUUUUAAAUCUUUGCACUUGCAAUAGAAAAUGGCUCAAUGCACUGCACUGUUUUUAUGUGUAGGCAACAGGAGGAAACCUUUAGUAAGGAAAGUGUUUCCUUGCUGUUCUGCCCUGCUCUCUCUGUUUGGGUGGAGCUUUAAUACCUUGUUGACAGUGCGGUGUCACAGGUUUGUCUGGCUUUACUUAUGUUACUGUAAGGGCACCUGUGAGGCUGUGCUUCACCUCCCAUCAGAGGGAAAGGUUGUGCUAUCUUUCUCUCUCCUGGCUGCUGCUGGUGUGAUACACGAUCUGAUUUAGUCUAAAACACACCUGCACCACUGAUUCUGUUGUAUUGGAAACAGAUUUUAUUGGUAUUUGUUUUGCGUUGUUGCACAGCAGCUCAGUGUAGUUAUGAGAGUCCUCCAGCAGGUAGACCUUUGCUCUAGUCCCACUAUUAUCAGUGUGCUCUGGAUGGAGACACUUGCUAUUCUGGGGAUGGGAAAUACCCAUUUAACGGAACAUAUUAAAGUGGAUUGUAUUGGAGUAGCACAGAAGUUUUUUUGGGAUGGUACAAAUGGUCUGUGUUGACUAAAUGCCUGUAAUAAUAGUAAUAAUAGUAAUAAUAAUAAUAAUAAUAAUAAUAAUACAGAGCCCCCAGUAAAGAUUUUAUUUCUUUGGAACUACUUUUUUGCAUCAUCUCACAGUAACUUUUACAUUAUGUCGCGACACUUCCUGUACUGCAUUUAUUGUGAAAGGCUGAGCUCCAACGGUACAUGGACAGGCAGCAUGGCUGUGUGUGCACUGUGACUAUUCUUCACAUCUCCUCAUGUAUUAACAUUAGCCUCAUGAAGCACCUGUCACCCCUGCUUUACCAUCAGAUAGGACAUUUGAGAUGCCAAUACACACACACACACACACACACACAGGAGUGCAUGGGUGGCUUCAUAGUAACCAUAACAACCAAUGCUACAGCAAAAGCCACAGCUGUAAACAUCCCAUACAGUCAUAAGCAUAGCCACAGCAGCAGGCAUUCAUAAUACAGAGUAGAGAUAGUUAACUAGUUAACCUAGUUAUGUUUAUAUUAACUGCAGUAAACAGACUUGCAGCUGAGCCAGGCUGUAACAUUCAUAAAUUAAUAUCAUCAUACAUCAAUGAUAUAUGUAACUGUCAGAGCUCAGCCUUCCUCUGUGGAUAAGAGGGAAUGCAACACACAGAUAAUCAACUGUGACCUUUGAAUCUGACUUGAAUGUCACCUCCGCACUCCUUCCCUUCACUUAACAUCCCAGGACGAUCUCCGUACAUGUUGCUACCUUUCAUUGUGCCACGCAGGAAAAACCACAUCAGAUCUUGUGUAUAUUGGUGUAGGAUUUUAAACAGUGAUCAGGUCUGGAGCUUGAACUCCUCAAGUGUUUUGUGCUUUAUUUUAUAAAACCUCCAUUUGCUCCACAUCAGUCUCAAUGUGUUGGAACAUUAUCAUCUGGCUGUAGGAAAAAAAAGCAGCCAUUAGGAGAAUUGAAGCAAAAUUAUUUUUGAGUUGUGAGCUUUUUUUUUUUUUGGUCAUAGUAUGUUUUUCUUGAAUCUGUGGUUCGUUAUUUUUCUGUUGUCUUUUUGCACAUUAAUCAUGUUAAUUAACCACUCCGUGCUACGACUGUGCCUCCUGUCUGUAAUACCUGUACAUUAAACCAAAGACAAAACACCAACAGAGCGAUGGCAGCAGAGGACAGAUUCUGAAACUCCUCUUUCUAAUAGUUUGUUCUAACUGGACUGAUGAAGGUGUUUAUUAUAAGCCUGAUACCGGCAGAAACAAUGCAAUAUUACUUGGCUGUUAUAAAUUCUACACAGUUUUUCUAUGACGUUGCCGUGAAGCUUGGCCAGUUUAAAGUUCUGUAAAAACUGAAUGCAAGUUUUUUGACAGUUUUGUGUAUCAACAUGAAAUCUGUAUCUGGAUAUGAAUUUUUCUCGAGGACCUCUUACCCACAUUGAUUUGUUCCUUCAUGAUAUGUUUGAUAUUACAGGUUAUCAUCAUAUUAGCUGAAGAACAAUGAGGUCAGAGGUCAUGAGCUGUUAAUGGUAGUGGGUUUGUAUCAAAGAUGUUUUGACAUGUGUGGUCUAUUUUUUUUGUAUAAAAACAUGUUUCAUCA
Molecule: messenger RNA, 3393 nt
Organism: Seriola dumerili (greater amberjack)
Lineage: Eukaryota; Metazoa; Chordata; Actinopteri; Carangiformes; Carangidae
Product: transmembrane protein 205-like
Exons: 4
Coding region: 287-853 (188 amino acids)
Source: RefSeq, a predicted model, not a curated record